Messenger RNA from Opisthocomus hoazin, 463 nucleotides. The record is from RefSeq and is a predicted model, not a curated record. Lineage: Eukaryota; Metazoa; Chordata; Aves; Opisthocomiformes; Opisthocomidae.
UGCAGGAGGUGGUCGCCUGUUAGACAGAAUUCGCAAGUGGUAUUAUAAUGCAGCUGGAUUCAACAAACUUGGAUUAAUGCGAGAUGAUACAUUGUAUGAAGAUGAUGAUGUAAAAGAAGCACUGAAGAGACUUCCAGAACAUCUUUACAAUGAGCGAAUAUUUCGCAUAAAGCGAGCACUCGACCUAAGCCUGAAACAUCAGAUCCUUCCAAAAGACCAGUGGGUGAAGUAUGAAGAGGAUAAGCAUUAUCUUGAACCGUACCUAAAAGAAGUAAUCCGUGAAAGACUUGAAAGAGAAGCAUGGAACAAGAAAUAACUAUUGAACUACUUCAUGCAAAUAUCCGCAUAUUUCUAUUUUUAAACAUUUGGUUGUAGAAGUCUACAGGGAGGCAAAUGUGAGGCUGAAGAGUACUGUGCAUUGAAUCUGUUCAUCCAACUAAAAUAAACAUGUCAAGGUAUAAAA